AUGAAUGCAACACAAUUGAAAACUUACAAUACUGAUACCUUUGAUUUUAAUGACUUUGAAUAUAUACUAGAGGAUUACGAAGAUACUGAAAGUACAAGCCUGGCUGUUGAAUCAGAGAGUGUCAUGACAGAUAGCGUUAUGGCAGAUAAAUCUGAUUUUGAUAUAGAAUUGAAGACAUUCCUGUUUAAUGAUACUAGCUUUAAUCAAGCACGUGAACUUGCUGAAGCAGAAGAAGAAACAGACAUUAAUAUUUUACUGGAAAAUAAUGAUACUGACAUCGAUAUAGAAAGCUGUAAUAUAGCAUCAUCCUUGGCAGCUGAUCUAGAAUCUGAGAAUAAUGAAAAUGAGUAUCUUGUUCAGGGUAACAUUGAUACCAAUAUGAAACUUAGUCAACAAUUGUCAGCCUGUCCAAUUCUGGAUAUUAUCGAUGCAUUUUUCGAUACUAAAUCAUUUCCAGUAACUACAAAAUCACCUAGCCUUUUAUUUGUUAAAAUUGUUUUAAGACUGGGCCACAUUAACAUGAUGAAUAUCAUAGAUCAAAAAUAUGAUAUUACACCUGAAACUGCGCCAGCCUUAGAAAAAGCAUUAGGGAUUGCGACGUGGAAUGCACGAUAUGAAGUACGAAACAAAAAAAUGAACCUUGAAAGUCCAAGUUCUCUGGCAGUAUAUCAAGAUGGGUUCCCAUUAUGUGUCGCCAAUUUUUUUAAUGGAUUCAUUGAAACUUUGCAAAGAAAAAAGCAUGAAGUGCUUCAACAUGAAAGAAUCCUUGAAAAAACCCGACGGCAUGAAGCAAAACCUGAAACAAGAUUGUUGCGCAGUGCUUACAUAUGGAACGUAUUAGUAAUAGAUAACAUUGACUUUAUAGAAAAGACUUUUGCUUAUGGAAAUAUCUAUGAUGUAGCACGAAGAACUGCGCAUGCUACACUACGUAUGGUCUUCCAGUUUAUCUUGCCCAUGCAACUACGCUGUCGUAAUCAUAUAAAUGUUAGUAAUCCCCGUGAAAUUAACCAGUCUCUUUUUGGAACUUCAACUUUUACUAGUAAUCUUCUUAAGGUUUAUGAGACUACGUUCCAAAAUUUUUUAACCACAGGUGAUGAAAAUUGGGAUGUAAGUAGUAUUUUAAGUAAAAUUUCUGAAAAUGUUCCUAUUGGGUGCCAGAAGAAAGAGCCAUAUUAUCACGAAAAGAAGCUUUGUGGAAAUUGGCAAAUGAAUUAUUUGAUUUUUGCAUGCUAUGAUCUUGGAACAGCUCGUCUUUAUAAAAUUCUGCAGCAAGAUGUAUAUAAAAUUGAACCAAAAAACACAGUGGGUCGUCGAAAACGCAACGUAGUAGUACAUAAGUUGAUUUCACAAGCAGAGCAUCAGAGAAAGGAAACACAAGAGAGAGGGCAAACAGACAAUAACAGCAUUCAUAUUAAUCAAGCAGAAAAUAGUAAUGUCGCUACCGGGCAAUUACAUGAACAAACGGGUGCAAAACGCCAACGUAGAGCUACAAGUAAUUAUGAGAAAAACAUUCUUGAUGAAUUACUUAAAUAUGAUACAUUUCCAGAAGAAAAAGCUGUCGAAAUUUUAAGAAAUAUUCAAGAACAGAGUAAUGAUUGGGAUAUGCAACGUGUGCGGAUAUACUGGAACAACAAUCGCCAUAACAAACGAAAAAAAGUUUCUUCAGAUAUGUAA
Dentiscutata erythropus is the source of this 1674-nucleotide messenger RNA. Lineage: Eukaryota; Fungi; Glomeromycota; Glomeromycetes; Diversisporales; Gigasporaceae. The record is from the annotation of a GenBank genome assembly.